AUGGAUGCAAAUAACCCAAAGAAACUGUUGGAUCUUGCUGUACAGAGUCUGCUGAGCCAUGAGUCUGCAGCACUCCAAGCUCUGGAGGAUAUUCCAAGAGAUCUUUUUAUUCCACUGUUCAUUGCUGCCUUCGAUGGUGGGCAUAAGGAUAUCUUGAGUGAGAUUGUGAAAGUUUGGCCCUUUUACUGUCUCCUCUUUGGGCCAUUAAUUGUACAGGAGCCUCAACAUGAACUACUGAAAGCCAUGAUUGAGAAUUUUCCUGUAUGUCCUCCAAAGAACUCUGCUUCUCGGACACCUAAACUGAGGAUCUUAGAUUUAAGGCAAGACACCGACUGUAGGACCACAUGCCCUGAAAUCAGCAUCAAAUCACCUUUCUGUUUUUAUUCCUGUACUUAUUCUGAUCACUCUAUUGCAAAAAUAGAAGAACAGAUUUGUUUUGAAAAUUCAGGAUCCAUGAUUCAGUCACCUAGGCCUGUAGAAUUAUUAGUGGAUCUUUCCCUCGAUGGCUCCUUAAUGGAGAAGGAAUUUUUGAUUUUGCUCAUGAAUAAAAUUAAGGAGAGUUCAGGGUCUUUGCACAUAUGCUGUCGAGAUUUGCAAGUUGAUAAAUUGUGUGGCUGUAAAUGCACCCUGAACUUUCUUGAUCUCAAAUGUGUUGAUCAGUUUUCAGUUGAUAGGGGUUCGCUGAGUGAUAUUACCAGCGUCCUGUCUCGGAUGGCCCACUUAGAGAGCCUUAGUCUGUUUAAAGUCACUUUUAGAUCUCUGAGUGGGAAAGUCUUUAAAAAAUUCCUUGGUCACUUACGGCGUAUGGAAAGCCUUAAGGAACUCAACUUGUCUUCAUUCUAUCUGAAAAACAAUCUGGACAGAGUGCUCAGAGUCCUGCCACCUGUUUUGGAUUUCUUGUAUCUGCCAUUCUGUGAUCUUUCAUACCGAGACUUCAGAUUUCUGGCCCAGUGUCCUCAGGCCUCCCGCCUAAAGCUGUUGAAUCUCAGUAACAAUGCAAUGUAUUGGGAUGAUUUUGAGCCCUUUAAUGCUCUUCUGGGGAAUCUCUCUGAUACUCUUCAGCAUCUAGAGAUAAAUCAUUGCCUUAUAGGUGAUUCUGCAAUGUCAUCUCUUAUCCCUGCCCUAAUUCGGUGUACUCAUCUCCGUGUCCUGGGCUUUGCUUCUAACCCCAUCACAAUGCCUGUGCUUGCGAAUGUAAUGAAUAGUUUAACAACCUUGAAGAAACUAAAAAUUGUGAUUUAUCCUAUCCCUGUACAUUGCUAUGAACGAUGGCAUUUUCAGGGCAGUUUAGACCGAAGGAAGCUUGCUAUUGUACAACUACAACUGAAGGCAAUGCUACAGAUUGCAGAAAGGAAUGACAUGAACUGGAUCACUUACACAGAGUAA
Messenger RNA from Cricetulus griseus (Chinese hamster), 1386 nucleotides. Lineage: Eukaryota; Metazoa; Chordata; Mammalia; Rodentia; Cricetidae. The record is from RefSeq and is a predicted model, not a curated record.